Theobroma umbraticum is the source of this 1003-nucleotide messenger RNA. RefSeq lists its product as uncharacterized. Gene Ontology annotation, biological process: protein localization to plasma membrane; phosphatidylinositol phosphate biosynthetic process. The record is from RefSeq and is a predicted model, not a curated record. Lineage: Eukaryota; Viridiplantae; Streptophyta; Magnoliopsida; Malvales; Malvaceae. Gene Ontology annotation, cellular component: plasma membrane.
UUGGAACCGCGCUUGAUUGCUAUUACAAGCAAGUUUCUCAAAUGCCGGCUUGGUCUAAGCUCGAGUUUUGCAAAUUCGCGGCCGCUUGGGCUGGGCAAGAUUGUCCUUGCAGAACGAAGUUUGACGCUGAUGAUCAGGAUCACAACGAAAAUGGGAAUGGGAACAGUAACGGACAUGACCACUUUUUUAGGGAGGAUUCGAGGUUUAGUAACGGAACGAGGAAUCGUGACGAUGAUGACGUGGAUGAUGAGGAUGAUGUGAUUAAGGAUGUGGUGGUGGAGAUGGACAAUUUGGGCAUAAAUAAAGAAGAUGCGGAGAAUUUGGAGAAAAAGGGGGUGAGGAUCCCGUUACCUUGGGAACUUUUAAGGCCGGUGGUGACAAUUCUAGGGCAUUGUUUGUUUGGUCCUUCGAAUUCCCAAGAUGUAAAGGACGCUGCCUCGGUUGCGAUUAGGUGUUUAUACGCGAGGGCGUCUCAUGAUUUGGCGCCACAGGCGAUCUUGGCGUUGCAGAGUCUGAUUAGGCUUGAUAAGAGUGCAAGAGCAGCUGCAAAGGCAGCUGCUACGGCUGCAGCUAACACUUCUUCGAACGCUAACACUCCUAGCAAGGCUAAGAAGCCAGAAAUCCUUUUGGUUUCCAAGUGAUUUUAAUGUUUUGCUUGUGCAGAUUGAUGGAGAUCGGAGAAGAAGUGGGGAGGACUGUGGUCCAUGGGCUGAAGGAUGGUCUGGUUUUGCAAUGGAUUUGAUGGGAAAGUAUAUUUUAGUGUUUGAACUUUUGAGAUUAUUGGGAAGGAGUUUAGUACAGGCCAUUGGAAAUUAAGACAUGACAAGAAAGAAGAAGAAUAGGAGAAAUGAAACUGCCAUGCAAUUAAAUAUUCUUUGAGAAUAUCAUCAACAUCUGGGUACAAAAAAGAGCCUAAAAUUUAGCACAGAAGAUUCCAAUGAUUGCCUACCCUAUUGUAAAGCCUGAAUUCAAUAGUUUCACAUAGAACAGCAGCCUUUUAGGA